AUGAUGAAAAUUUCCUAAAUAAUACUUCACUAAACCGAUCCUCCAAUGCUAUUACUAUUCUACUUGUUGAUUUCAAUGCUAUCGCUCUUCCACCUGUUGAUUCUAAUAUUGACAUCACUCUUUCGCCUGUUGAUUCUAAUACUAGCAUUACUCUUUAG
Molecule: messenger RNA, 158 nt
Organism: Cetraspora pellucida
Lineage: Eukaryota; Fungi; Glomeromycota; Glomeromycetes; Diversisporales; Gigasporaceae
Source: the annotation of a GenBank genome assembly